Pocillopora meandrina is the source of this 3606-nucleotide messenger RNA. Lineage: Eukaryota; Metazoa; Cnidaria; Anthozoa; Scleractinia; Pocilloporidae. The record is from the annotation of a GenBank genome assembly.
AUUUCAUUUAUUAAAAGUGCUCCUUCGAUUUGUAGUACAUGUGCGGGAAUUCUAUAAUCUAAAUGAUCUUCAAAUGAUAAUUGCUUUAACUGUAAUAUGUCUGUACAGAAGCUAAAGAAAUCUCAGAAAGAUAUUGCUGUAUCAAAUGGAUCAGUGUCUGCGGUAGUGAAAAAGGCUUUCAAGAAAAAUUCCAGUUGGGAAGAUAAGGUAGGUUAAUAAAUUUACUUGCGAUUGGUAAAAUUCUGCAAGUGGAGAUUGAUCAUUUAAUUAAUUGUUAUACCUCUUACGUUUUUUGUUAAAAGAUGGUUUAUUACUUCUUGUUUUAAGUAAUAUCCCUUCCACAGUUUGCUUACAAAAUGCUAUUUGGAGUCCUUACUCGUGCAUGUAAUUAACUGCACGAACAAGCCCAGCUUAGCAUAGUCAAAUAUUGCAUUUGGUUUUAGCAAUUUAGACGACAAUUUCUCGAACGUACUAAACACAUCAUGGCGUAACUAUCAAAGCUAUGUAUAGCAUUUGCGUAUUUAGAUUGAGAACAUAAUAUUCUUAUUUGACACUGGUCAGUUUGUUCAGCUACUUGGAUUACACAUUUGCAGCAGGAACCUGCUUGGGUAGAGUGUAGGGGAGGGAGGGAGGGGUAGUUCUCUUCCUUGGGUGCCUUACAUCCAGGAAAAAAGUUCAACAUUUCUGGUCUGAAAAUCAGUGGAACAGGAAAGUUUCUGGUGAAAGCUACUAGUUAUCUAGAAAUUUCUGAAAUUUUCUGUCCCAUUGGCAAUUUCAGUCUCCUGCAUAUGUAGCUGUAUCAGUGGGUGACUUGACUUUUGUCAACAAUUUAGGACUUUUCGCAGAAUAAAAGUGGGAUCCAUGGCUUUUAAAGUCAUUGCAUACAUAUAUUCAAAAUGCAGUUAAAAGGACUACUAUUGAGAAUAAGAUGCAUUUUACACACAGUAUGCAUCGAUCUAAAGCUCAUGAUUUUGAAGUUCUUGGACUGCCUCCCUUUGACAAAGUAAAUCUUCCAAAAGCGUAUCAAGAUCUUUUGUCAAUAGGAAAGUGCCCCUAGUUAAUCUGGCUGAUCUACAUACAACAUGGAUAGUUACAUGAAGGCUGAUGUAAAAACCAGAUCAUACUUUGUUCAGUAAAAAUGUUUUUGUCUUCCAAGCAACCCUGUCCUUACUUUUCAAUGCUGAGGAGGAGGAGACAUGGUCAAGUGGUUAGGGUGCUGGACUUGUAUUCUGGUGGUCUCAGGUUCAAGUCCUCCCACCUGCCAUUUACUCCUCCUCCUUGGUGGCACCAUGUUAAUAGCCAAGUGGUCUGCCUCCUGCUAGUUGGGAUUCUCAAGUACUUUGUAUUUGUUUCAGUCACUGUAAAGCAGUAUUGGAUAGUGAUAGAAAUGGCACUAUUUAUAAAGUAUUAUUAUCACUAUACAAUGAAAUUUUGUGUAACACUUGGGACAGAGACUAAGAAAGGCAAGAAAAUUCCCAUCACCUAAACUUUUGACAGCAAUUGUAGAAAACAUCUUUGUGAUAUUAAUAUAAAGGUACUUUACCAAGUCACUGAUCUUUCUGUUUUAUCUACAGGAUGAAUUCCUUGAUGUAAUAUACUGGUUUAGACAAGUGUUAGCAAUUAUUUUAGGCAUUAUUUGGGGUCUGCUACCUUUGAAAGGAAUCCUUGCUAUAGCACUGUAAGUUGCUAAUUGUCAUUUUGCAUUUGUUGUCUUUAUUUCUCAUGAAAUGUUGAACAAAAUCAGUCUAAAAAUUUUAAAUGGAGCUAUCCUAGGUUAACCCUUUAACUCCCACAAGUGACCAUGACAGAAUUUCUCCUUACAAUAUCCAUACAAUAUCAACCAGAUAAGUGAUGAGAAUGAAGAAAAAUAUCAAUUUGGGGACAAUCAGUUGAUCCAAUACUAAUUUCUCUGAACUAACAUUAUAAGAAUUGUAUGGUAGACAGUAAAGAGAAUUACAAACUUGGUCUGGGAGUGAAAGAGUUAAUCUUUGAACUCCAAAGGUCUGAAAGUAAUUCUCAUUGCUGGCUACUCUUUGCUUCUCAUUCAAUUGGUGAGGGGAAUUUGUCAUUGAAUAAGGAUAAUUCCCUUGGAAUGAAAAGCUUUUUUUUUCUCGUUACCUGUUUUCAUGUGAUGAUGUAUCAAUUUUGUAAAGAGAAUAAACUUGUUGAUUGUUUUCGGGAGUUGAUUGUGACUGAACAGCCACAAUUUUAUGAUUUUCAGAUUUGCCCUUAUAAAUGCUGGUGUUUUGUACAUAUACUUCACAAACUUUCAAAAGAUUGAUGACGAGGAAUAUGGUGGACCAUGGGAACUGACUAAAGAAGGUUUUAUGACAUCAUUUGCCUUAUUUUUGGUAAGUGCUAAAUAUCUUAGAAGCAUAUAAAAGAUCUAUAAUGUAGAAAAGAAAAAUAAACCCUUUUUAGUUCUUAGGCUGUCUUUUAAAAUGUUAUUUUUUCUGCCACAGGGAAAAGACCUAAUCUCAAAUUUGCACCUUAUGUUUUGGUUCUUGAAAUCUGAGAGAUACAUUUUAGGCAUCUCACAAAAUACAAACUCAAUUAAAGUAUAAGUAGGGUUGCUUCAGAAACUUUCUUUGUUUAACUUUUUUUUUUUUUACAAAACCUGACAUGGGCUUUUCAAACAUGAACAGGAAAAUCUUGUCUAGGAAUAUCUAAUCAGUAGAUGACUUAACACUGACUAUUGUCAAGGUCAUAAAGAUUGUAAAAAAGUGAUGGGAAAUUUUACCUCAAUAAGUAUUCUUGGCCAGAAUUGUUGAAAUUUUUUUCUCAAUAAAGGAAAUGGACAGAGAAACUUGUUAGAUCUAGAAGUGUAGCUUCAGAUUACUGAAGAUCUUCUGUUUCUUUUUACAACUGAUGGCUCAAUUACCCACAGCAGUCUUACACCAUUGAAAUAUUUUGUCCUCAAUAUGUUUGACUCACUUAACUGUUGUUACAGUUAUGGUAGAGUUACAUUCUUGUAUUCUCUAUUUUUAUUUGGUAAAAUGUUCGUAAUUGCAUGUAACAGUGAGAUUUCAGUGGAUUAAUUCAUCAAAUUUACUUCAUAAACAUAUCCUAUUUUGAUAUUAAUAACAAAAUGCCUUGAAUUAUUUAACAGGUUAUCUGGAUUAUAUUUUACUCUGCUGUCCACUUUCCUUGAUGUUGUUAAUGGACUCUGUUGUACAUCAUUACUGGAGAAUGAGGAAGAUGUGAUCACUAGCAUCAUCUCACUGUAGUUAAGGACCCAGUUUUUCAUCAUAGUUGUCAAGUGAAUAAUACCAUUGUAGAUGAGUUCUGGGCCAGAACUGCACCUUCUGUAUACCUAAUAUACUGGCAAUUUUCUCUAUGAUGCCACCAAGCCUAAAACUUUGACAGAAUACAACAUUAAGAUAAUUCUGAGUUACAGAAGUUUCAUGAAAUCUAAUUCCCUAUCAUUUCAGACAAAGUUGGUAAAAUUUUAUGUAUAGAGAAAGCUUGUUUCUAUGUAACUAAUUUCUCUAACUCUUAAGAUAUGACGUGUGAUUCUUCCUUCCAGCUCUAUGGUUUGUCCUUGUAAAAAAAUAAUGAAGAAAAGUUGGUUUACAUCUUUUAAGAUAAAUAAAAACCUUCAGUUGA